AUGGGUGACAAGUUUGAACAGACUGACCGAUUCGUGCAAGGGUUGCAAAUCCGUAAAGAGGUUUUGGGGGAUACUUAUGUGGAUAAAGCUUUGGAAGGGAUCAACAACCCGUUACAAAAGUCGCAUCAGCAGUAUAUCACUGAGGAGUGGUCCAAAUGGGGUCGACCAGGCUUGACUCGAAAACAGAGAUCUCUUCUCAAUAUUGGCAUUCUGAUGACAUUGAACCGAAGCACUGAAUUAAGAGUUCACAUACGAGGAGCACUGAGAAAUGGGUUGACUGAGGAGGAGAUUACUGAGGCAAUCACUCAUACAAUGAUGUACUCUGGUGUACCCGCUGGUGUAGAGGCGAGCAAAGUCGCUGCAGGAGUUAUCAAAGAGAUGAGGGAUAACGGGGAACUUGACAGUGACAAUGCACAAGCUGGGCAGGACCUGGGCCAGAACGCGAAGCAGGCACCUCCUACCCAGGAGGUAAGGCACGAUGGAGAGCUCAACGACGCCAAGUUGAAAGCUGGGCAGGAUGGUGGAGAGGAGGCACCGCUCGCCAGCUAA
Lithohypha guttulata is the source of this 549-nucleotide messenger RNA. RefSeq lists its product as uncharacterized. Gene Ontology annotation, molecular function: peroxiredoxin activity. Bases 1 to 549 code for a protein of 182 amino acids. The transcript has 2 exons. NCBI's taxonomy places the organism in Eukaryota, Fungi, Ascomycota, Eurotiomycetes, Chaetothyriales, Trichomeriaceae. The record is from RefSeq and is a predicted model, not a curated record.